This is a messenger RNA of Vigna radiata var. radiata (mung bean), 1902 nucleotides long. RefSeq lists its product as uncharacterized. The record is from RefSeq and is a predicted model, not a curated record. NCBI's taxonomy places the organism in Eukaryota, Viridiplantae, Streptophyta, Magnoliopsida, Fabales, Fabaceae. Gene Ontology annotation, molecular function: RNA-DNA hybrid ribonuclease activity; nucleic acid binding. The transcript has 3 exons. Bases 1 to 1902 code for a protein of 633 amino acids.
AUGCGUCUAAACCCCAGCAAAUGCACUUUCGGGGUGUCUGCUGGAAAGUUCUUGGGUUUCAUGUUGACCUAUCGAGGAAUAGAAGCAAAUCCAGACAAAUGUCGGGCGAUAUUGGAGAUGAAAAGUCCCACUAAGUUGAAGGAUGUCCAAUGCUUAGUCGGACGUCUCACAGCCCUCUCGCGAUUCAUACCGAUGCUUUCUGAUCAUAUCAAACCUAUCCUAAAGAGCAUGAAAAAGGAUGUACCUCGGCAUUGGGAUAACGAUUGCGAAGAAGCCUUCUCUAAGGUAAAAAGCAUUCUGAUCAGUCCACCUAUCAUGGCUCGCCCAACUGAGGGGUUCGAGUUACAACUCUACUUGGCUGCAUCCAACCACUCAGUAAGUGCAGCUCUCAUCCAAGAAAGUCCAGACUUUAAGCUGAUAUACUUUAUCAGCCGAACCUUGCAAGGAGCAGAGGAAAGAUAUUCUCAGGAGGAAAAGGCGAUCGAGCUAUCUGAAUUCGGUCUACGAUAUGAACCGCAAGGUUCCGUUAAAGGCCAGCACCUGGCUGAUUUUGCAGCUGAAGUCUACCGUCCGGGGGAACCAAACAUUUGGCAUCUAAAUGUAGAUGGAUCUUCAGAUAGAAGAGGAGGAGGAGCUGGCAUUGUACUCGAAGGACCGGACGACCUACUGGUCGAACAGGCGGUCAGCUUUAACUUCCAACUUAGCAAUAACCAGGCAGAAUAUGAAGCUCUCAUUAGUGGAUUAUUACUGGCCAAAGAGUUGGAAGUCAAUCAUCUGGAAUGCAGAAUGAGUUCUCAACUAGUUGUUGGACAGCUCAAUAGAACUUUCCAGGUCAAGGACGAUCAUCUGCUACGCUAUUAUCACAAGGUUAGUGAUUCAAUCAAAUCAUUUACCAAUUUUUCUGUUACCCACAUACCCAGGGCACAAAAUUCCCGGGCGGAUCUGUUAUUGAAGUUGACCCACUCCCGCGAGAAGUCGCAACUCUCUUCGGUAAUCAAAACCACACUGCAUAAGUCGUUGUUGGAAACAUAUACCACUAACGUGGUUGCACCACGAACUGAUUGGUGGCAAGACAUAAUUCAACUGAUGGUUCAACAAGAGCAGGGCGGACGGGUCAGUAUCACUUAUUCUAAACGAAUCGUCCGUUACAUGUUCGUGGGUGAUGAUUUGUACCGGCGAGGUUAUACUACCUUGUUGCUGAAAUGUCUGUCCGACGAAGAAGCCAAGUAUGUCAUGCAAGAAUUACAUCAUGGCGUUUGUGGUUCACACUCAGGAAAAAGGAUGCUGAGGGCCAAGAUUCUACGACCCGGCUUUUACUGGCCCUCUAUGGAGCAAGAUUGUGCGACAUUCAUACAGAAGUGUAUCUCCUACCAGUCUCACGGACAUAACUUACGAAUUCCUCCUUCUGAACUACGUGAAAUCAUCUCCCUGUGGCCCUUCGCGCAGUGGGGAAUGGAUAUAGCCGGCCCGCUACCGGUCGGCAAAGCACAAUGCAAAUACCUUUUGGUAGCGAUCGAUUACUUCACCAAAUGGAUUGAAGCAGAGGCCCUCACAAUUAUAAGUGCUCAAAAGGCAGCCAACAAAGCCAUUAUUUCCGAGUUAAAGAAGAGACUUGGGCGUGCUAAAGGGUUAUGGGUCGAAGAGUUGCCUGAAGUGCUUUGGGCAUACAGAUGCACACCGCACGGUUUAACGGGCGAAACUCCCUUCAACCUCACUUAUGGCACAGAUGCCAUGCUUCCGGUCGAGGUUGGCGAACCGACUAUACGACGAGAGAUGCAAGACAUGAACCUCAAUGAAAACCAGCUGAGGGUUAACCUAGACACUCUACCCGAACGACGUGAAGUGGCCAUGAUACGAAAGAGAUACUCGUGCGGCGAUACAACACGAAGUCAAGCCACGUAA